This is a messenger RNA of Drosophila navojoa, 535 nucleotides long. It is a transcript of the gene Arl1, whose product is annotated as ADP ribosylation factor-like 1. NCBI's taxonomy places the organism in Eukaryota, Metazoa, Arthropoda, Insecta, Diptera, Drosophilidae. The record is from RefSeq and is a predicted model, not a curated record. Gene Ontology annotation, molecular function: GTP binding; GTPase activity.
GGCAAAAUUUUUGUCAUCUAGUGAAAACAAGAGCAGAAUUUCGUUAAAAAGCGAAAUAACAUAAUUAGUUAGUUAUUAUUAAUAUUUAAGCAUUUAGAGGCACUUAGUACGCUGCAAUCAAGCUUUAAUCAUGGGUGGGGUGCUUAGCUAUUUUCGCGGCCUGCUUGGUUCCCGGGAGAUGCGUAUUUUAAUAUUGGGCCUUGAUGGCGCCGGAAAAACUACAAUAUUAUACAGGCUACAGGUCGGUGAGGUGGUCACAACGAUACCCACAAUCGGCUUCAACGUGGAACAGGUCACAUACAAAAACCUUAAGUUCCAGGUCUGGGACUUGGGCGGACAGACAAGUAUUAGACCUUAUUGGCGUUGUUAUUAUAGCAACACUGACGCCAUUAUCUAUGUGGUCGAUUCGGCAGACCGUGAUCGCAUAGGUAUUUCGAAAGAUGAGCUGUUGUACAUGCUGCGCGAGGAAGAGCUCGCCGGCGCAAUACUUGUUGUGCUUGCCAACAAACAGGAUAUGGAAGGCUGUAUGACCGUG